Molecule: messenger RNA, 1826 nt
Organism: Mycena citricolor
Lineage: Eukaryota; Fungi; Basidiomycota; Agaricomycetes; Agaricales; Mycenaceae
Source: the annotation of a GenBank genome assembly
AUGAAGUCAAUGAUCUUUGGUCUUUCCCUGGCUAGUGCAGCCGUUGCCCAGAUCGCCAAUGGUGUGUCCAUGGUGUCGUAUGCUUCACCCGCAGCAACCGGUGCGCAAGACAACUCCAACUACGGCGCGUAUGGCGCAUACGCCCCCGCCGCGUCUUCCUCGUCGGACAUCUACCAAAUGAUGCCGUAUUCGUCUUACAUGUCCGGCGGAUACAAGAGCCUGAGCUGUGGUUACGGCUACUCCAAGAGCUCCGAUGGAUCUUGCCAGGCUCAGUCCUGGUACUCCGCGCAGAACAUGGGUUGCUACGAGACAAUCAUUAUCAACCACGGAAGCAGCGGAGGCUGUGGCAGCAGUGGGUGCGGCGGCGGCAGCAGUGGCGGAUACUCUGGCGGUUCAUACGGUGGAGGAGGCGGAGGAUGUCCUCCUGCUGGCACGAUGACGAUGACUGUCACUGAGACCAUGUCCGCAUCUACCGUCACUCAGACCGUCAUGUCCACGAUGACUGUGCCCACGACCAUCACCAUGUUCGAGACUCAGACUGCGACCCAGACGAACACCCAAGUUGUCACCCAGACUAACGUCUACACUUCGAUCGAGAUGGUCCCGACCACUCGCGUCUGGGUUUCCACGCAGACCAUCGACAACACCAAGACUGUUGACAUGACCUUGACCACCACGGAGAUGAAGACUGCCACCCGCGUCUACACUCAGACCGCCACCCAGACCGACACUGCCACUAAGGUCGUCGACCACACCGUCACUGACCUGAUGACUGUCACCCAAGUGUCGACCAUGCUUGUGCCGACGACUUACACCACUGUUGACGUUUCGACCAAGGUUAUCGACAACACCCAGACCGUGAUGGAGACGCAGACUAAAGUUGUCACCGACUCGUUCACUUCGAUCAUGACUGAUAUCAUGACCGCUACCGUCACUGAUUUCAAGACCAUGACUGACACUGUCACCCAAGUGCAGCCCACGACUUGGGUCCAAACCGUCGUCAGCACUUCGGUCAUCGACAACACCAAGACCGUGGAGAACACCAUCGUCUCGACUGUCACCUCGAGCGUUACCAAUGUGCAAACGACCACAUACCUGUCGCUCCAGACCCAGACGGCCACCGUUACCACGACUGAUGUUCGCAACGUCCAGGAAACCGGUCUCUCCAACUGCCUGGGCAACUGCAAGUCCAUGUACGGUCUCAACGGUGGAAACAGCAACAUGUCCAACACUUAUGCCUCCCCGACGGCGGCUACCACUGCUGUUCAAGCCACUGCUACUAGCGGUGGCUGCAGUGGAUCCAGCUGUGGAGGAUCCAGCUCCUCGAUGUCGGGUUGCAGCGGCUCGAGCUGCGGCGGAUCCAGCUCCUCCUCUUCCGGCUGCAGCGGCUCUAGCUGUGGCGGAUCUAGCUCCUCUUCUUCGUCGGGCUGCAGCGGGUCGAGCUGCGGCGGGUCGAGCUCUGGCUCCUCUUCCUCUUCGGGCUACUCGAGCUCGAGCUACGGAAGCUCUGGGUCGAGCUCGAGCUACGGAAGCUCCGGUUCGAGCUCUGGCUACGGGAAGUAAAGGGUCCGGGCUGAAGGCAUAAUGUUCAUGUUGUCACGAAGGUACCUUGUCACGUCUUUUCCCAACCCUGCACUGUUGCAAUACGGACAACCAUUAUCAUGGACAUCACUAUUUCGUUGAAUUUUGCUGCUUUAUAUAUAUAUAUUGGUGCUUAAUGUGUUUUGAAGUACUAGCUAGAAGGGAGCAGGUGGAUCCUUGCUCCAGGCCUCUGAUUCCGCCCGUCCCUCGUUGUAGAAACAGAGCUUUUGUCAACAUUGUCGCCG